GAAUUGGUCUUGCAUUUUCCAGAGUCCCAAAAAGGUGGGGAUGCUGUGGCGAGAGGCUGGACUCAGCUGGAAGGAAUUUCUACCUGAAGGCCAGGAUGUCAGUGCAUUCGUCACUGAACAGAAGGUGGAGUAUACCUUGGGCGAGGAGUCAGAAGCCCCGGGCCAAAGGAUGCUCUCCUCCGAGGAGCUGAGCAGGCAGCUGGAGAAGCUGCUGAAGGAGGGCAGCAGUAACCAGCGGGUGUUUGACUGGAUAGAGGCCAACCUGAGUGAGCAGCAGGUAGCAUCCAACACACUAGUUCGAGCCCUCAUGACAACUGUCUGCUAUUCUGCAAUUGUCUUUGAGACGCCCCUCCGAGUGGAUGUCACGGUGCUGAAAGCGCGAGCGAAACUGCUACAGAAAUACCUGUGUGAUGAGCGGAAGGAGCUGCAGGCGCUCUACGCCCUCCAGGCCCUUGUAGUGACCUUAGAACAGCCCGCCAAUCUGCUUCGGAUGUUCUUUGACACGCUGUAUGACGAGGAUGUGGUGAAAGAGGAUGCCUUCUACAGCUGGGAGAGUAGCAAGGACCCUGCUGAGCAACAGGGCAAGGGCGUGGCCCUUAAAUCUGUCACAGCCUUCUUCAAGUGGCUUCGUGAGGCGGAGGAGGAGGAGUCUGACCACAACUGAGGGCGGGUGGGGCCGGGGACUUGGAGCCCCAUGGACACUCAGAUGGCCCGGCCAGCCGCCCGGACUGCAGGGGGGGGCGGCGGCAGCGGCGGCGGCAAUGGGUGCCUGUAGUGCGAUGUGUCUGAGCUAAUAAAAUGGCUGAAGAGGCAGGAUGGCGUGGGGCUGCCUGGGGCCCCCCCUCCAGGAUGCUGCCAGGUGUCCCUCUCCUCCCCCCUGGGGCACAGAGAUAUAUUAUAUAUAAAGUCUUGAAAUUUGGUGUGUCUUGGUGGGGGGGCACCACCGCCUGCCCCUGGGGUCCUUUUUUAUUUUCUGAAAAUCACUCAUGGGACUGCCGUCCUCGCUGCUGGGGGCAUAUGCCCCAGCCCCUGCACCACCCCUGCUGCUGCCUGGGCAGGGGGAAGGGGGGGGCACGGUGCCUGUAAUUAUUAAACAUGAAUUCAAUUAAG
Molecule: messenger RNA, 1110 nt
Organism: Leptonychotes weddellii (Weddell seal)
Lineage: Eukaryota; Metazoa; Chordata; Mammalia; Carnivora; Phocidae
Source: RefSeq, a predicted model, not a curated record